Ascochyta rabiei is the source of this 669-nucleotide messenger RNA. RefSeq lists its product as uncharacterized. The transcript has a single exon. The record is from RefSeq and is a predicted model, not a curated record. Lineage: Eukaryota; Fungi; Ascomycota; Dothideomycetes; Pleosporales; Didymellaceae. Bases 1 to 669 code for a protein of 222 amino acids.
AUGUCCAACCUCGCAAAUACACUCUCUAGACGCCUCCAUGCCCGCGCUAUCUCACUGUCUGUCAUACCCACGCAACACGCGGUGUUCUCCAAAUCUCUCAACAUCGACGCCUUGAAGCAGCGAGCAGCAGACUGGGAGCCAAUGCUAUCUCUUGCGCGCCUCAAGACCGCAUCCAAAUGCAACGAUGGCACAGACGUAGCGCACAUGGGCAUGUACUCGACUUUCGACCCCGGCGCUACACACCCGCUGCUGUUAUCAAGCGCGUUGCCGAUGUCUUUGGCAGGGAGUAUGUCGAUGGAUCGGCGCAGCAGUGUCAGAGUGAGUCUGAAGUUUCAGACCAUCUUAAUCGCCUCCAGCCUUCACCACAACACUGAGGUCCAGCAAAGCGUUCCAGUGCCUGCUGUUGGGAAUCUCAAGCCCUGGCCGUACUCGCUGCCAAGGGUGCUGCGGCCGCAAGUUGGUACGACGUAUGAUUUGACGUACGGCGAUAGUGCUGGUGGUGGAAGGGCUGGAGACGUGAUGGUCGGGGUGCUACAGAAGGUGUUGUAUGGUAUUCCUGAGCCUGAUGGAGUAGGGGAGCAGAAUGAAGAUGCGGCGAAUAGCUUAUGGCAGAAGGUGCUGCAUGGGGCGCAGGAGGAAGGAGGAGAAGAGGGAAAGGCUGGAUGUUGA